Enhydra lutris kenyoni (northern sea otter) is the source of this 963-nucleotide messenger RNA. RefSeq names its product NADH-cytochrome b5 reductase 2. Lineage: Eukaryota; Metazoa; Chordata; Mammalia; Carnivora; Mustelidae. Gene Ontology annotation, molecular function: oxidoreductase activity; FAD binding. Gene Ontology annotation, cellular component: mitochondrion. The transcript is spliced from 8 exons. The coding region runs from base 46 to 873 and encodes 275 amino acids. The record is from RefSeq and is a predicted model, not a curated record.
AUCACCAUCGUUGGAGUCACGGUGGUCCUGUUGGCCCUGCGGAACAUGAACUUACGGAGAAGAUAUACCACCUUACGGGACUCUGAAACCAAGUACCCGCUGCCCCUGAUUGAGAAAGAGCAAAUCACUCACAACACGCGGAGGUUCCGCUUUGGACUGCCCUCACCAGAUCAUGUCUUGGGGCUUCCUGUAGGGAACUAUGUCCAUCUCUUGGCCAAGAUUGAUGGUGUUCUGGUGGUCAGGGCUUACACGCCGGUGUCCAGCGAUGAUGACCGAGGCUUUGUGGACUUGAUUAUAAAGAUCUACUUCAAAAAUGUGCACCCCAAUUAUCCAGAAGGGGGGAAGAUGACUCAGUACUUGGAGAACAUGAAAAUUGGGGACACCAUCCUUUUUCGAGGGCCAAACGGUCGCCUGUUCUACCCUGAGCCAGGGCACUUUUCAAUCAAGGCAUACAAAACAAGUGAGCCUGAAAAGAAGCUGGUCAGUCACCUGGGAAUGAUCGCUGGGGGCACAGGGAUUACGCCCAUGCUGCAGCUCAUUCGCCACAUCACCAAGAACCCCAGCGACAGGACCAGGAUGUCCCUCAUCUUUGCUAACCAGACAGAGGAGGAUAUCUUGGUGAGAAAGGAGCUUGAAGAAGUUGCCAGAACACACCCGGAGCAGUUCGACCUAUGGUACACCCUGGACAGGCCUCCUGUUGGCUGGAAGUACAGCUCAGGCUACAUCACCGACAACAUGAUCAAGGAGCACCUCCCUCCUCCUGGGCAGUCCACGCUCAUUCUUGUGUGUGGCCCGCUGCCCCUGAUCCAGACAGCUGCUCACCCUAACCUGGAGAAACUGGGUUAUACCAAGGAUAUGAUUUUCACUUACUAAUACCUCCCUUGCUUCUAGCACAUUUGCCCGUUCCCUUUUAUCUGUUUCAGAGUGAGUUCCACCUUACCACAUUAAACUGGGAUGUGUUUA